Molecule: messenger RNA, 435 nt
Organism: Naegleria fowleri
Lineage: Eukaryota; Heterolobosea; Eutetramitea; Acrasida; Naegleriidae
Exons: 1
Coding region: 1-435 (144 amino acids)
Source: RefSeq, a predicted model, not a curated record
AUGAGAGUAGUGAUUCUAGAAGGCAAGGUCAACCAGAGUCUCUUCUUUUGUCAACAGUGGAUUAUCCUCUCAAAAAAGCUAGUUCUUGAAUUAGCGCACAAAAAAAUACCAAAACAAUCGAACCAAACAGGCGAACAAGUUGCAGGUUGUGCUCCACCUGGAACGUCCUCCACCAUUUUGACGAUUGCUUUGGUCUGUACAUUGGUUCCUUUGUUUAUUAUUUUAAUUGUGGUUGCCAUUGUGUUGAGAAUUUUGAGAAACAGAAUUCCAGCAUUGGAUGCAUGUUGGACGGCCGAGUGUGGACGAGCAGGAGGAGGAGGAGGAGGAGGUUUAGGAAAAGGUUCAAGGCAUCAUCAUCACCAUCAUCAUCACACUUCUCAUCAUCAUCAUUAUGGAGGUGGUGGUAGUGGAGCUUCUUCAGGAUUUGCUCGUUAA